Hordeum vulgare subsp. vulgare (domesticated barley) is the source of this 1111-nucleotide messenger RNA. Its product is annotated as coiled-coil domain-containing protein 124. The coding region runs from base 110 to 811 and encodes 233 amino acids. Gene Ontology annotation, cellular component: nucleus. Gene Ontology annotation, biological process: transcription by RNA polymerase II. Gene Ontology annotation, molecular function: transcription coactivator activity. Lineage: Eukaryota; Viridiplantae; Streptophyta; Magnoliopsida; Poales; Poaceae. The record is from RefSeq and is a predicted model, not a curated record. The transcript has 4 exons.
CGACACGCCAUUCCUUCGCGCAUAGAGGACCCCAAGCCCUAGACAGCCAGCCUGAAAUCCCAAAUCCAGACCCCGGCUUCCCCCAGAUUCUUCGACCGCAAAUCUCGAGAUGCCGAAGAAGAUGGGCGUCAACUCCAAGGCGGAGGCCGCCCGCGAGCGCCGCUCCGCCGAGGAGUCGGACCGCCGCCAGCGCGCCGAGCGCGCCAAGGAGGAGGAGUACUGGCGCGAGGCCGAGGGCUCCAAGUCCCGCGCCGCGCGCCGCCGCGAGGAGGACGCCGAGAAGCGCGCCGAGGCCGCCGCCCGCAAGGCCGAGAACCGCCGCCUCGCCGAGGCCGAGGCCGCCGCCGUCGCCUCUGCCGUCUCCAAGACGGACGCCCGCAAGGCCAGCCGCGUCGGCGCCCCGGCCCCCAAGGUCACCGAGGCCGAGCUCGUGCGCCGCCGCGAGGAGGAGCGCCUCCGCCUCGAGCGCGAGGCCGAGGCCGCCAAGAAGCGCGCCGCGCGCACCGCCGAGGAGGAGGAGUACGAGCGCGUCGUCCUCGUCGCCAACACCAACAGGGACGACUCCGUCAUCGAGGCCUCGGGCGUCGACGAGGCCAUCGUGCGCUUGUCGCUCGUUGACUCGGAGGCGGCCUUGCCCGCUGACAGGCAUCCUGAGCGUCGCCUCAAGGCAUCAUUCAAGGCAUUUGAAGAGGCAGAGCUCCCUAGGCUGAAGGAAGAAAAGCCAGGCCUAACACUGAAACAGUACAAAGACAUGAUAUGGAAGCUAUGGAAGAAAUCCCCAGACAACCCUCUGAACAAGGCAACUGAGUGAGGAUGCACUCGCAGUUCCGAAUGGUAGGAUUCUAAGGGAUCCAACGGAACAGGACUGUAGCUGCCUCUGUAUCUUUGACCGUGGAGUGAAAUUAUGUGCGGGCAGAGCUUGAACCAAAUACUCGAGCUUCUCGGCAAAUAAUCAACAAACCGAUGCAGUGUAUAUUCUGAGAGUUGCUUUUGAUUAGAAAUUUUGUCCAAGUUCCUGUUGUACUUAGUUAUGUUUGGGGCAUGUUGGUACUUGAGUUUUGAACAGUUGGCAAAUUUGAACUAUGGCUACUAUAGGUUAUGCCAUUUUCUC